CCUCUCUCUCUCUUUCUCUCUCUCCCCACCUUUCAUCUUCUCCCGCAAAUCCAUGUCACAGUCUCGUCCCAAGUCGUUCUCCCUCUCCACUUUUCAUCUUCCCCCAACAAAUCCAUCGCUUUAUGUGUACUGAAAUUUUAACAGACCCCAAUAGGAUGGGCAAUGAGAAGGCAUUUCCCGUUUCCUGAGAGGCAGGCAUUCUGGAUUUUUCUCCGUCAGAUUUGAGAGCGAAAAUCAAGGGCAGAGUCGGAGCAAAGACGAAAUGCAUCUUCUCAUUUUUGGGCAUUCUUUCGCCGAGCUCGUGGCACUGAUCCUUCUCCCCGGGCUUGCGUUCUAUUUUCUCAAUAAGAAGAAAGCUAGUGCGCGUGGAAAUGCGCGAGAUGCUGAUGCUGGCGCAUCUGAUUCGUUGAUUGCGCUGACGGAAACUAAUUCCGGUGGAUCUAGUUCAUCUCCGACAGAAACGAAUAACAGUGUAUCUAGUUCGUCUCCGACAGAAACUAGCAACGGUACAUCUAGUUCGUUGACUGCGUCAACUGGGAAUUGCUAUGAGGUGUUUUUGAGUUUCAGAGGUCCAGAUACUCGAAAAGGCUUCACCGAUCACCUCUAUAUUGGGCUCGUUGAUGCUGGAAUUUGUACUUUUAGAGACGAUAACGAGCUCCGCCAAGGCGAGGAGAUCGGCCCAGAUCUUUUGGCUGCCAUCAAGAACAGUAAGAUCCUGAUCCCCAUUCUCUCGGUGAAUUAUGGAUCGAGCAAAUGGUGCCUAGAUGAACUGGUUCAAAUAAUGGAGUGCAAGAAUAAUAAUAGGCAGAUAGUGUUGCCUAUAUUCUACAAAGUGAAACCAGCAGAUGUGGGACAUCAAAUCGGGAGUUUCGGAGAUGCAUUUCAUGAGCGUGAAAAGCGUUCGCUUGAGAGGAGUUUCGACCCAACAAUUUUGGAGAAAUGGAAGAAAGCACUCCUUGCGGUCAGCACCUUGAAAGGAUACGAAGCCGAUGGGUAUGAAGGAGAAUUGGUGAAAUGGAUCGUCCAAAAAGUGUUGAGGGAGCUGAAGAAAGAGUUUGCAUUGGUUAUUCCUGAAAAUUUGGUCGGAAUUGAUGGUCAUGUGGAGGAGGUUAUGAAAUUUGUAGAUAAUAAUUCUAGUGCUACCCUAUUUAUCGGAAUCCAUGGAAUGGGAGGCAUUGGUAAGACGACUCUUGCUAAAACCAUCCUCAACAAGCUCUCCGAUCAGUUUAAGUAUCGUAGCUUCAUUGCAGAUAUUAGGGAAUCAUGUCAACGUAAUGGACUUGAGUACUUGCAGAAUCAACUAAUCUCUGAUAUAUUGAAUCAAAAGAAUCAAAUUUCUAAUAAGGAUGACGGGAUUAAGUUCAUCUCAUCCAAGUUCAAAGAUAAGACAGUCCUUAUUCUUCUUGAUGAUGUGGAUGAUGUUGAUCAAUUGAAGGCUUUGGUUGGAAACCAUAAUUGGUUUUCUUCUGAAAGUAGGAUCCUUAUAACCACUAGAAAAGUUAGCGUUCUUGACAAUGAAGGGGUGGACUUCAAAUAUGAACAUGAGGUAAUGGAUGAGAAUCAUUCUAUGGUUCUGUUUAGUAGACAUGCAUUUCGAAGUAAUUCUCCUCCAAGUGAAUUUGAGGACCUUGCUCAUGAUGUUAUAACUACCACUGGAGGGCUUCCCUUAUCUCUUGAGGUUUUAGGUUCAUCUUUGUGCGGAAAAAAGCCAGCAUUCUGGAGAGGUACAAUAGACAAGUUAAAAAAAGUCCCUCAUAAGAAAGUGCGAGAAAAGUUAAGGAUAAGUUAUGAAGAAUUAGAUUAUGGACAAAAACAAAUAUUUUUGGAUAUUGCUUGUUUUUUCAUUGGCACCGACAGAAUAAUCACAUCCUAUAUGUGGGACGCUUGUGGCUUUUUUCCAGAAGAGGGAAUUGAAGAAUUGAGAUUCAUGUCAUUAAUAAAAAUUGGAGAUCAUCACGAGUUCAUAAUGCAUGACCAACUGAGAGAUCUUGGAAGGGAAAUAGUUCGCGAGGAAAACCAACAAGAGCCUCAGUACCGUAGCAGGUUGUGGGACUCCAAGGAAGUCCAGAAAGUGCUAAAGGAAAAUAAGGGAACGAACAAGAUUGAGGCCAUUGAUCUAAGUGAAGGCAGCUCAGAAGGCUUCGGCAAAACAACUGAGCGAGAUGGCAACAUUUACACAGCAAAACAAUUCAAAAAAUUGACCAGUCUAAGAUUCCUUUACAUGAAAGGGGCACAUCUCAGUGGAGAUUUUAAGGACUCAAUUGAGGAGUUAAGAUGGCUUCGAUGGCCAUAUUGUCGUGUGAAUUUUAAAGUAAACAAUUUUCACAUAAAGGAAUUAGUUGUACUCGAAUUGUCAUACAGCAAGAUAAAUGAGAAAUGGAGAGGAUGGAGUUCUUUCAUGAUGGCAGAGAAGCUCAAAUAUCUCGAUCUCGCGUAUUGUGAAUUCUUGGAAAAUACGGUCUUCCUCUCAGCUUUUAAGCAUUUGGAGGUUCUCAUCCUCACAAGUUGUCAGAGACUGAAGCAGAUCGAUCCUUCAAUUGGAGACGUGAAGGCCCUCCUUCGCUUAGAGUUGGGCGGGUGUGGGAGCCUCAUGGAGCUUCCAGCGGAAAUAGAGUCUUUGGAGAAUCUAGAGAUUCUGAAGAUUUCCAUGACCGGUAUAGAAGAAUUACCCAAGGGUAUUGGGAGGCUGAGAAAGCUUCGAGAGUUAGAUGCUUGGAAUUGCAGGAAUCUGAAAGGGGAAAUGCCGGAAAGCAUGUGCAAUCUUUCUUCCCUACAAAAUCUUGAUGUUCGUUGCUGCUGGGGGCUCCAAUCGCUGCCGGACCUUCUUCCUUCCAGCUUAACAGAUUUGGGCGUCAGCUGUCUUGGUUGCAAAUUGCCCUCACUUUCCCACCUAACCGAUCUCAAGCAACUACGAGUUUUGGCAUGUGGAUGCAUCCAAGGGCUUCCAUCAACACCAGUAAAGAAUUCAGAAUGCUCCCGACCGAUGGAUGUUGAAGAAUCAGAAUUACCACAAUCCCUAAACACCCCCUUCAAGUUGGAAAUCUUGAAUGUCUGUGGCUGUCGAUCUAUCGAAACGCUGGACGUUUCACAGUUUAUCCAACUAAGGACGUUAUACGUCGGAGAAUGUGAGAAUCUACUUGAAGUUCUAGGUCUUGACAGAUUGAUAUAUUUGGAAAGCUUGGCUGUCAGAUAUUGCGAAAACUUAGCUAAAAUUCAAGGCCUCGAUACGUUGGAGUUUUUGGAAAGCCUAGAUAUCUCUGAGUGCACUUCCAUUAAAAGGCUAGACCUUCCAAAAUCCGGGAGGCUGAAGAUCUUAAAAGCUGAAUACUGCAAAGAAUUAGCCGAAAUUCAAGGCCUCGAUAUGUUGGAGUUUUUGGAAAGCCUGGAUAUCUCUAAGUGCGCCUCCAUUGAAAGGCUAGACCUUCCAAAAUCCGGGAGGCUGAAGAUAUUAGAUGCUGUUGACUGCAUAAACUUAGCCGAAAUUCAAGGCCUCGAUAUGUUAAAGUUUUUGGAAAGCCUGGAUAUCUCUGGAACCAAGCCACUCAAAACAAUUCCAGAGUUAUCUGGAACGCGGAUUUAUCAAAAUUACGAUGACAAGUCAUUUGGUUAUGCCGGAAAUGGAUCAAAGUAUAUAAAUUUCAAAUUACGAGUAAAUCUUCAAUGUGGGGUUGGGCAAAACCUCAAAUGUGUGUUUUGGCAAAAUGAUUUCUAUCAUGCCAGUAACGAAAAUAGAUGA
Messenger RNA from Syzygium oleosum, 3736 nucleotides. Its product is annotated as disease resistance protein RPV1-like. The transcript has 4 exons. Lineage: Eukaryota; Viridiplantae; Streptophyta; Magnoliopsida; Myrtales; Myrtaceae. Gene Ontology annotation, molecular function: ATP hydrolysis activity; ADP binding. Gene Ontology annotation, biological process: signal transduction; defense response. Bases 263 to 3736 code for a protein of 1157 amino acids. The record is from RefSeq and is a predicted model, not a curated record.